Molecule: messenger RNA, 949 nt
Organism: Caenorhabditis angaria
Lineage: Eukaryota; Metazoa; Nematoda; Chromadorea; Rhabditida; Rhabditidae
Source: the annotation of a GenBank genome assembly
AUGAACCGCGCUGUUGUCUCUCGUUUCUUGGCUCUCCGCAAAGUCGUUCAAAAGAGAAACGGAUCCGGUGGACACCACGUAAGUUAUUUUCUUUUCAAUAAUUUUCACCCUCCAAACAACCAUAUUCUUUUCCAGGCCAACCCAGGACCACCAUGUACUUUCGACCAUAUGCCAGUCCCAUUCCAACCAUACGGAAAGGUCCACGGUGAACUCCAAUCCAAAUUCAACACCUAUUUGGCUGUCUCUGCAAUCUUCUUUGUUUCAUCGGUGAGAAUUUUUGAAAUAUGCAAAUUCUUGAUGAAUAAGACAAGACAAUAUGUGGGAAUAUGGAAAUCUUGGUUUUUUUUUGAGGAAACGAGAACGAUUUGCUAAAAAUCAUGUUGAUCACGAUAAUGAAGUCAAAAAAGCCAUAAACCGCUCUUUUUUAAGCUCUAAAGUUUAAAUUUAGUAUGUUCCGUGUUCUUGGGUGGAAAAUCAAAUUUUAUAACUUGUUCAGCACAUUCGAAAACCUCGUAGAAGUUUAAUUUUUCAAAAUAGCUGAAACAGAAGCUGUUUUCAUAUUUUUGAUGAACUAAAGUUUUAUGAGGUAAUGAAAUCUGCUGAACAACAUGAUCCAAGUUAUAAAAUUUGAUGUUUCACCUCGGAACAUGAAACAUACUCAAUUCCAAGUUUAGAACUCCAAAAAGUGCGAUUUUUGACUUCAGGAUAUUGAUCAGCGUGGUUGAAUUACUAAAGUUAAUCUUAUGAAUUUCUCUUGUAAAAAUUAGACAAUUUCAAAACCCAAUAAUCUGAAAAGCUUAAAAUUGACCUUCUCUCAAAAAUUAGAUAAAAUUCUCAAAACCCCUCCCAAACCCGCAAUCCUUUCCAGUUCGCCACUGCUCUCUACACCAAUCUCUUCGCGUUCGAACAAGCCAUCCGCCCACCACAAUCCUACCGUAAUCGCCAUUAG